AUGCGGUGCUGGCUCCUGCUGCUGGCCCUGCUGCUGGGGGCUGCCCUCUCACCCCACCAGAGGGUCAGCUACUCAGGUCCUGAGGACUCCUCUGCUCCCGGGGAGCUCCCACAGCAGCAUUUUGGCCCGGUGGAUGAUUAUGGCAUCAAACCCAAGCAGCCCCACCUCAGGACCUGGAUGGCCCAGGAGCGGCCGGAGGGGCUGCGCAGGGCUGGCAAAAGCAAGCGGGAUGAGUAUGACUUGCUGGACUACUACUACGAUGUCCACAUGUGAGCCAAUGUGGCCCCUCUGCCCACCACGGC
Messenger RNA from Calidris pugnax (ruff), 302 nucleotides. RefSeq names its product chromosome unknown open reading frame, human C11orf94 (gene FREY1). Lineage: Eukaryota; Metazoa; Chordata; Aves; Charadriiformes; Scolopacidae. The transcript is spliced from 3 exons. Bases 1 to 273 code for a protein of 90 amino acids. The record is from RefSeq and is a predicted model, not a curated record.